Molecule: messenger RNA, 1243 nt
Organism: Gastrolobium bilobum
Lineage: Eukaryota; Viridiplantae; Streptophyta; Magnoliopsida; Fabales; Fabaceae
Product: purple acid phosphatase 8-like
Exons: 7
Coding region: 41-1054 (337 amino acids)
Molecular function (GO): acid phosphatase activity; ferrous iron binding; ferric iron binding
Source: RefSeq, a predicted model, not a curated record
CUCUCUUUCUCUGUUUAGGAACUUUCAGCUUUUGAAAGCCAUGGCUCCGUCUUUAAACCAAUCCAUUUUAUUUCGGGUAAUUUUGGUGGGUAGUGUCUUCUGGUUAUUGGCAAGUCCUUCCAUAGCUGAGCUUCCAAGGUUCAAACACCCUGUGAAAGCAGACCAACCUCUUAACUUUUUGGUAGUUGGUGAUUGGGGAAGAAAAGGAACCCACAAUCAAUCUUUGGUCGCCAAUCAGAUGGGAAUUGUGGGGGAGAAACUAAACAUAGAGUUUGUGAUCUCCACCGGUGACAAUUUUUACGAUGAUGGCCUAGAAGGAGUUGAUGAUCCAGCAUUCUACGAGUCAUUUGUCAACAUCUACACAGCUCCAAGCCUGCAAAAGAUAUGGUACAAUGUUUUGGGUAACCAUGACUACAGAGGGGAUGUUGAGGCACAACUAAGCCCCAUUCUAAGACAAAAGGAUAGCAGAUGGGUUUGCCUAAGAUCUUUUAUUCUCGAUGCAGAAAUUGUGGAGUUUUUCUUUGUGGAUACAACUCCAUUUGUAGAUAAGUAUUUUACGGAACCGGAGAGUGAAGAUCAUACCUAUGAUUGGGAAGGCGUGCUUCCUCGCCAAGCUUACCUUUCAGAACUCUUGAAGGAUGUUGAUUCAGCUUUGGCACAGUCCAAGGCAAAAUGGAAGAUAGUGGUGGGUCAUCAUACCAUCAAAAGUCCUGGGCAUCAUGGUAAUACCCAAGAGCUUGAGGAGCAGCUUGUUCCCAUCUUAAAGGCAAACAAAGUUACUGCAUACAUAAAUGGACAUGACCAUUGCGUGGAGCACAUAAUUGACACAGAGAGUGGAAUUCACUAUCUAACAAGUGGAGGUGGAUCAAAGGCUUGGAGGGGCGAUGUCAAGCCGUGGAACCCUGAAGAAUUGAAGUUGUAUUAUGAUGGGCAAGGAUUCAUGUCUGUGCAGAUCACCAAAACCAAUGUAGACAUCGUAUUCUAUGAUGUUUUUGGCAAGGCUUUGCAUACAUGGAGCAUAACCAAAGAGCUUAACUCAGUAGCCGAUAUAUAAUAAGCUAGAUGCAUGCAAACAUUCAGCUCCAUAUUAUGAACCUAGGGAUCACUCUGGCUGAAAACUUAGUGCACUUAAAAAAUGUACUAUUUGUAACAAAAAGCAAAAUUGAAGGCCAUUUGUAAAAGUCUUAAUGAGCCUGCAGUGCCUGUAAUAUUGUACCCACACUCAGACAUCUAGUAUGUAGUA